Cotesia glomerata is the source of this 862-nucleotide messenger RNA. RefSeq lists its product as uncharacterized. Gene Ontology annotation, cellular component: extracellular region. NCBI's taxonomy places the organism in Eukaryota, Metazoa, Arthropoda, Insecta, Hymenoptera, Braconidae. Gene Ontology annotation, biological process: lipid transport. Bases 85 to 660 code for a protein of 191 amino acids. The transcript is spliced from 2 exons. The record is from RefSeq and is a predicted model, not a curated record. Gene Ontology annotation, molecular function: lipid binding.
UGCAUCAGUCUUAAUUCUUGAGAAAUCCGUGAAGUGUUGUAAUUAAUUUUUCGACAGUAAAAAAAUAAAUAACAAAAUAAAAAAAUGAAGUCCAUCUGUGGAAUAAUAAUAGCAGCUUUAGUGACUAGUUCGUAUAGCAUGCCUGCUGGUGAGGUAGCAACUCAGCCUCCUCAAUUAUCCGAUCUUAUAACUCAAGCUCAAGCUAGUAUCAAUAAUUUCGGCGAAGAGCUUCAAAAAAAACUUAAUCUUCCGGAUCAAGAGACUGUAGCCAAAACAAUUCAAUCUCAAACUACGAACUUUGUUAAUAAUGUUCAGGAUUAUGUUAAAAAAGUAUCUGAAGAUAUUAAAACCAAGAAUCCUGAGCUAGAGAAAGUUUGGGACGAUAUCAAGGAAAAAUUCAACAAAGUCGCUGAUGAUAUUAAUGCACAAAUUCCAAAUGCUCAAGACCAAGCAAAGCAACUCCAGGAAAAAUUAACUGAAGGGUUCAAGACUCUCGUUGACGAAUCAGGCAAAGCUUCGAAAGCAAUUAGCAAAGAUUCUGAAAAAAUUCAAGAAGAUGUAGCAAAAAUCACUAAGCAAGCCGUCGAACUUGUUCUUGAAACAACUAAAAACUUUGAAACCAAGUUACGGGAAUUGGCUGUAACUGAAGCUCCAAAAUAAGAGUAACAUCUAUUAAAAUUAAUAAUUAUGCAAACAUGAUAUAUUAAUGACUGUAAAUUUUAUUUUCAAUUUUUUUAAUUGUAUUUAAGUCAGGAACUUAUUAAAAUGUCGACUAUUCAGUUAAAAAAAAAAAAAAUUUAUAAUGUUCGGCUCCAUAUUUAAUUUGCUUUUUACAUAAUAAAUACAUUCCAGUCCAGUCUAA